This is a messenger RNA of Monopterus albus (swamp eel), 7711 nucleotides long. It is a transcript of the gene kcnh5b, whose product is annotated as potassium voltage-gated channel, subfamily H (eag-related), member 5b. The transcript is spliced from 15 exons. Lineage: Eukaryota; Metazoa; Chordata; Actinopteri; Synbranchiformes; Synbranchidae. Gene Ontology annotation, cellular component: plasma membrane; voltage-gated potassium channel complex. The coding region runs from base 540 to 3470 and encodes 976 amino acids. The record is from RefSeq and is a predicted model, not a curated record. Gene Ontology annotation, biological process: potassium ion transmembrane transport; regulation of membrane potential. Gene Ontology annotation, molecular function: voltage-gated potassium channel activity.
GUGUCUCUGGUUUCGUCCUCCCCAGCUACGUGCAUGAGAGGCUCAGAUUAUUAGGAACACCUCUGAAUUGGGUCUGACCAAUGACAGAGCAGGAGGCGGGGCUAUCUGACAUGACGACACCGGUCCAGGUGUUCUGACGAGCUCUGCCGGGCCUUGUGAGGAUGGAGACGUAAGUGUGUGUUUUGAUGAGUGUACUGAGGACUAACUGGUGGGUAUAGGCCAUCACCUCAGGGUGUCGGGUCAGAACAUCAGUUUUACACAGGUGCACGAGUGAAGGAGAUGCAGCGGGACUACGCACGAUGCGUCUGCGUCUCUUUGUGGUCGAUUGGAGCGUCUCUGUCAACAUCCAGAGACGACCGCGGAUCCAAGACGCUGCUGCCAGGCUCAGAGAGAAGCGGCCACAUCACACCAGACCUCGCUGCUCUUCACCAGUCGCCUAGACCAGCUUCCUCCUGGGAAACGCCCAGAUCGUGGAGUGGCCUGUAGUUUACAGCAAUGACGGAUUCUGCAAACUGUCGGGCUUCCACAGGGCUGAGGUCAUGCAGAAGAGCAGCACAUGCAGUUUUAUGUACGGAGAGCUGACAGACAAGAAGACCAUCGACAAGGUCAGGCAGACCUUCGACAACUAUGAGUCCAGCUGCUUCGAAAUCCUGCUGUACAGAAAGAACAGAAGUCCAGUGUGGUUCUACAUGCAAGUGGCUCCCAUCAGGAAUGAGAACGACAAGGUGGUUCUGUUCCUUUGCACUUUUAAGGACAUCACCCUCUUCAAGCAGCCCAUUGAAGACGAAACCACUAAAGGAUGGACCAAGUUUGCGCGGCUGACGCGGGCGCUCACCACUAACCGCAACACGCUGCAACAGCUGGCUCCCAUCGGCAAACAUGAAGUAAGCCAUAAACAGUCCAGACUGGCCGAGGUUUUGCAGCUGAACUCUGACAUCCUCCCACAGUACAAGCAGGAAGCCCCCAAGACGCCUCCCCACAUAAUCCUUCACUACUGCACCUUUAAGACCACCUGGGACUGGGUCAUCCUCAUCCUCACCUUCUACACAGCCAUCAUGGUGCCCUACAAUGUCUCCUUUAAGACCAAGCAGAACAACAUCGCGUGGCUGGUGCUGGACAGCGUGGUGGACGUCAUCUUCCUGGUUGACAUCGUUCUCAACUUCCACACCACCUUCGUAGGGCCUGGCGGAGAGGUGAUCUCUGACCCCAAACUCAUUCGCAUGAACUACCUGAAGACCUGGUUCGUCAUUGACCUGCUGUCCUGCCUGCCCUACGACAUCAUCAAUGCGUUCGAGAAUGUGGAUGAGGGCAUCAGCAGUCUGUUCAGCUCUCUGAAGGUGGUCCGCCUGCUGCGUCUGGGCCGGGUGGCCAGGAAGCUGGACCACUACCUGGAGUACGGUGCUGCUGUUCUGGUCCUGUUGGUCUGCGUGUUCGGAUUAGUGGCCCACUGGCUCGCCUGCAUCUGGUACAGCAUUGGAGACUACGAGGUCAUCGACGAGGCCACCAACACCAUCAAGAAGGACAGCUGGCUCUACCAGCUGGCUAUUAACAUUGGAUCACCUUAUCGCUACAACACCAGCGGCUCUGGCCAGUUGGAGGGCGGCCCCGGCAAGGGCUCUCUGUACAUCACCUCUCUGUAUUUCACCAUGACCAGCCUGACAACCAUCGGCUUCGGCAACAUCGCCCCCACCACGGACGGGGAGAAAAUCUUCUCUGUGGCCAUGAUGAUGGUGGGAUCACUGCUUUAUGCCACCAUCUUUGGAAACGUGACCACCAUCUUCCAGCAGAUGUACGCCAACACCAACCGCUACCACGAGAUGCUCAACAACGUCAGGGACUUCCUGAAGCUCUACCAGGUCCCCAAGGGCCUGAGUGAGCGGGUGAUGGACUACAUCGUCUCCACCUGGUCCAUGUCCAAAGGCAUUGACACAGAGAAGGUCUUAUCCAUCUGUCCCAAGGACAUGCGGGCUGAUAUCUGUGUUCAUCUCAACAGGAAGGUGUUCAACGAACAUCCGGCCUUCAGGUUGGCCAGUGACGGCUGUCUGCGCUCCCUGGCCGUGGAGUUCCAGACCAUCCACUGCGCCCCUGGGGACCUGAUCUUCCAUGCUGGGGAGAGCGUCGACACCCUGUGCUUUGUGGUUUCGGGGUCGCUGGAGGUCAUCCAGGAUGACGAGGUCAUCGCCAUCUUAGGUAAAGGUGACGUGUUUGGUGAUGUCUUCUGGAAAGAAACCACCCUUGCACAUGCGUGUGCCAACGUCAGGGCGCUAACAUACUGCGACCUCCAUGUCAUCAAGAGAGAGGCCCUGCUCAAGGUUUUGGAGUUUUACACAGCCUUCGCCAACUCCUUCUCCCGUAACCUCAUCCUCACCUGCAACCUGCGCAAGCGGAUCAUUUUCCGCAAGAUCAGUGAGGUGAAGAAGGAGGAAGAGGAGCGGCAGCGAGCGAAGAAUGAGGUGCAGCUUACCAUCCCGCAGGACCAUCCAGUCCGGAAGCUUUUCCAGAAGUUCAAGCAGCAAAAGGAGCUCCGCAACCAGGGAGCUGCAGCUGCCUCACAGCUGGACAUAGAGAAGAACCAGCUGCAGGUGGAGCAGCACCUGCACCCCCACAGUGUGCAGCUGGGCCACUCCAGCCUGCAGCCUCCCCUGCCACUCAGCCUGCAGCUACCCCACUCCUCCAUACAGAAUGGGGCCCCGCCCAGUAGCAGCGUGCUGACCGUGUCUCAGGUCACGCCUAUGCAGAGCUCGCUGGCAUACAGCCAUGCCGGCGGGCCCCCUGCCAAGCAAAACAACUGUGACAUCAUGGAGCUGCAGCCCAGUUCUGUUGCAGGGGGAGGUGAGCAGACAGUCAGGCUCAAAGUCAGCACCAGCCCUGCGCUGGGGAAGUCGGCCCCCAAGGCCAGCAGCUGGAUGCGUCUGAAAAGCAGCAUGGCCCCAGUUGAGGCCAGGAAGGAGGGGCUGAACAACAAAGCUGUUUCUGUGGAGAUGCUCUCUCAGGAGGGUAAAGGGCAGGAAGCAGGGGGGUGUGGGGAUGUAGAGAAGGGUGCGGUGUCCAGCAACAACCCCCUCCGUAAGACAGACUCCUGCGACAGCGGCAUCACCAAGAGUGAGCUGCGGAUCGAUCGGGCGGGGGAGGCACGGACCCCUGUCGCGGUCACUCCCCUCCUCCACAGCCCUCUCCCCGGAGGAGCAGGGUCCCCUCACCCUUUCUGCUCCAUCCCGGAGCAGGCUCUGCAAGCCGCCCUGCAUGAGACCCGGCUGGAGCUCCGGGGGGACAUCCAAACUCUGGGAGGCCGUCUGGGCGCCCUGGAGAGUCAGGUAGCCGAAAUUAUCAAACUGUUGUCGGACAAGAGGCAACCGUCCACGGGGGUGACAUCUGCCUCCACCACACCCAGAACCAAAAUACAACGUCAGGACAUUUUCACCGUCUCCAGGCCUGUUUCUCCAGACUCAGAGAAGGAUGAGGGGCUCUGAAGAGAGCCCAUCCAGUGGUGUAGGGAGUGUACUGCAAUAACAGUGGUCAGAUGCCACAUUACACUACUGUGAUCACACUGAUCAUUUCAAGGGUAUGCUCGUUUUGUGGGCAUUCUGCUCUGUCAGAUCCAGUUAAGCCACUGGUCUCAGUCCCCCGGGCUAAAAACUGGCUCCUUUAGCAUUUGCACACUGACUUUUGCAUCCAGGUCCUGUGUGUCCACACUGCUCAGUGACCUGGAACCCAGUCCUCUGAUUGUAUAUACCUCUCUAUGCAUGUCCAGCUGGAUUCUGGUCUGCCAAAGAAACAACAAAUGAACGUCAUUAUUGCCUGUAUAUUAUGCAGUUGACUGCAUGCAAAUUGAAUUUAAAGAGACAUUUUAUUGAGCUAUAGUGUACAUAUAAAUAUUUUUCACUGAUAAUUUCCUAUGUGGACAUUCAGGGUUUGCACACUGGUAGCACUCUUAACACUGAAUAACAAAAAGGGUUUACCUGCAAAGGGAUUGUGCAUGGAUUCUUUAUACACAGAGAAGUUGAAGGGGAUGGAUUUUUUUUCUUUGCCUGUGAAAUAGAAGUUUGAUUCCUCGCUCUCUAGGAACACACAUACCCAGAUAUGAUGAAGCAACAUCCCUUAGCACAGGGAGGGAAUUUUAUGGUGUGAAGUACAUAUUUUUUUAUAUUGGUUAGUGAUUUUGCUUCUUACAAUAAUUUCUAUUUUUGAUUACGGAAAUGUCUUUGGCCUCAUUUUAAUGUCUGGUAAACCCCAAAUGGUUAUUUUGUUAGAAUCCUCCUUGUGUCUGUGCACCGCUCGGGUAUGCCGCUAGACUUUUCUGAAUGUUUGUUAUUGUGCUGGUGAAUGAAGGAAGUUUCUUUUGUUCCAUUCCUCUGCAUGAAUCAGGGAUGGCUGAAUGCACUUUGAGUAAACUUGGGACGACAAGAAAGCAGUUUAGUUCACAUAAAAGUCCACUCAGCACAUGUAGUCCCACAGCCCCAGCACCACACACAGCAGUCUGAAUCAGUCCGCUCGAAAUCCCAUUAACAACAGCUUCGCCACAAAAAGCUCAAGUAACAAAAAAUUGAAUGCUGUACUUUAUAUGAUAUCACUUUUCAAAAUCUGCAUGCAAAGGAGUAGCUUUAUGCUCCAGAGUGCAUGUAUGCGUGUGUGUGUGUGUACAGGGUGACGGCAUCUCUUGAUGUGAACCCUUUUUUCUACAUAAAAGGCAGAUCGGCCAGUGCAGCAGCACUCAUCACAUGACACGCACACACGUGUGAUGAGGCCGAUGAUGCAUGAACAGCGGCCGUCGUGGAAUAUUUGUCUUUCCUGCUGGGAUGGAAUGGACAGGGCAGAAAAUGAGCUGAUGGAAGGGAAAAAAGCAGAGUUUUCAGGUGGUGUGACACACCUUCAGGUGGCCACAUUAGCUCUCUGUCGACAGCUGGCUGGAUUUCCAGACAUUUCAGUGGAACUAUAUUCUUUCUGACUAGACACACACGGGUUGUCAGAGAAGAAAGAAAUCAGUGGAUAUGACAACUUGUAGUUUUAAACCAUGUAGUGUGUCAAAGAAAAUGACCGAUGCUGCGGAGAGACUAGCAUAUCAAGACGUUUUCUGCACUUUAACAUGUUGUUGGAGUCCACACUUUAUUUUAUUGGUCAGGCUUGAGCAUGCUGUCUGGCACAUCUCACACCACUGCAGAAAUACCAUGUGGUACUUCACUGGUUUGGUGGUGUGUUUACUUACAGCUGGAGAAAGUUGCCAAAAUCAAAGUCCACAACAUUCUGACAUUGCGUUCCCAGCAUGGGUCAAAUUUAAAAUAAACAUAAACUAAAACUAAAUCCUAGAUUUCCAAUGAAAAGCUCAAAGUGUGAAGCUGAAGAGUUACUGGUAAGCCUGACACUACCCCUUAUGAUGAGCCUUUACAUGUAAAAUUGGUGACGUUCCCCUGAAUUGAUUUCUAAUAAGGCGUAUGUUUUUCUGACCCUGGCACAAAAAGAUGGAUCAGCAUGAACUGAUUGUAAAAAAUUGGAGGGGGAAAAGUCGUACAGUGUUUACUUUUGGCCUAAAUGUUUAAUUUGAAUGAUUCCACACAUGUGAAGGCAGUCAAGUGUAUCUUAUUAAAAAAAAAAACAACAACAACACAACAUCUAUAUCAUUGACAGUUUUCGAUAAAUUUUAUAUUCUGGCUCACAAAAGUUGCACCAAACCAGUUAUUGCACUGAAAUUUCAACAUCUCUUUCCGGGCUCGGAUGAAACUGUCAUGUUAGAUGUGUUGACUCAUUAGCAGUUGCCUCUGUCUGCUGUCACCACGCUGGAAAAUGAUGCCGAUUCAUAACUUCGUCCUGCUAAUUGGAAUAAAACACUCGAGAAGAUGAGUUCAGACACGAGGUUUCUGUCACUAUGUGCUAAUCAGGUUUAGCUUUCAGAGAGAUAAUUUAAGAUGACUCAUUUGAAUGGGAGUUUCAAUGUGCGCACAGGCUGGUUCUCUGUAGCAGCUUGCUUCCCAUUCCCACUCUGUCACUGCUGACAGCUUCCCGGUGCAGCUCUUGUUCUCUCUGCUUGUGGCCACUGCGUAGAUCCCCUGCAUGAAUCAGGGCUAGGUGCCUUGCUCGGGGGCACUUCAGCAGCAGUUUCAGGCAAUUUGGCCUCUACGAUUGUGUAGAAAGUGAUGUAUUGAUGGACUUAAUGACUGCCACUGUGCCUGUGUAGAGCAGCACAUGUCAGAAUGCUUCAAAUCUCUCAUAUCGUACAGAUGUGCUACUUGUAUCAAACACUGUGCACAGCUAUGCAAUAUUUGUAAAGGGGCAGACUGAUGGAAUUUUAUUGUUCCAUAGGAUAUAGUAUGAGUGGGCGAGCCAGCAGUAGGGCAAUUACUGCAAGUGCAUCGUUCUGAUGGGUUGUUUACAUGUGUAGACAUGACGACAUAUGUUUGUUACCUAAACUAACCAAAUGGUGAGCAGCAUAAAAUCAGGUUUAAGGAAAUGCGAGAUUGUCAGUCAUCGCUUUCAUCCUCAGAAAUAAUAACCUUAAGUAGCAUUGAUCAAAUACAAGUGCUUUAUAAAGAACAUAAAACCAUUAACAUAAACAAAUAAGAUUAAAAAUGAUGGACUUCAUAUUUAAUGCUCCACUUGAACACAGUGACAGGACAGUUACUGGUGAUGUGUCCUGCAGCUGUGGUUCAGAUUCGUGAUCCGCUAGUGGUGCACUGCGUUUCCUUUGUAUGAAUAAGUGGCCAGAACAUACACAUCAUUACAGUGGUGAGAGAAGUGCGUUAACGGAGUGAUCUGGUCUUCUGUUAAACUGGUCAUACAACAUGAUCUUCAUCUAAAUCAGACGUACACAACAUGCUUAAGCUAGUAACACACAAUUAGAAUCAAAAAUGUCUUUCAAAUUCAUGUCAGUUUAGAUGAGGGUUUUGACCAAGUGGGCACGACUCACUUUCCUUCCUGGUUGCUCACACAGACUUUGCUCUGAGACAUGUUAAAAGCUGGAAACCAGGAAGCCACUCGCUGCUGCAGCUGGAGGAAUAGAGGCUGCAGCAAAAAAUUGCCAGAAUGCAUCAAAUAUAAGAGAUGUGUGUAUCUACAGUAGGUAGACCUGAGAAGACUCACUGAAAUGGGUUUUUCCUUUUAAAGCUACAUACUGAAGGUUCCUGGCUGAUAGUGGCCUGACAGCACAGCUGUGUCUGAUAGAGCUGAAGGUGGUGCUCCAGAACAACAAACACCACAAAGCACGAUUAGAAAUGACACAGACCUUUUCUGCAACUGUAAAACUUUUCAAACAAGGAAACUAUCAAGUUAAUUUUAGAAUCUUUCAGAGAUAGUGGAGGAAUCCAGCUCUUGACGUGUCCUUAAAUGGUAUUUUAUAAUCUUAGUUUAAGCCUAGGAAAACCAUGUGCGAUGCAGCUGUGUACAUGUAUCUGAAGAACUGAGAGUGACGACAGAUGUUUCUCCCCAGAACCUACUCCUUUCCACUGAGAAAGGUACAUAGUAUGUGCUGAAGAAAUUAAAACUACCUUAAAAUGACCUCAGUUGGAUCAGCUUGUCAGCCUGUAGCGUGAUGGUAAAAUGGCCACUAAUAGUUGCUCUGUGUGGAGAAAUGUUGGUAGAAUCAAGUAUAUUCAAACAUUCUCAACCUUAGUUUAAGUGGAGUCUGGAGUGUACCAUCGGAAGAACUUAGUACUUUCACAGUGUUCGUAUAACCAAAUAAUACAUGUAUUAAUUAAAAAAACUAAUAGAAAUCAAAGCAUUA